Spodoptera littoralis (African cotton leafworm) is the source of this 313-nucleotide messenger RNA. NCBI's taxonomy places the organism in Eukaryota, Metazoa, Arthropoda, Insecta, Lepidoptera, Noctuidae. The record is from the annotation of a GenBank genome assembly.
AGUUGUAUAUGGCUAUACUUUGCGUACAAAAGUAUCCUCAUACAUUUGAACUGGGUACAUGGAUGUUUAUAUAAGCAUCUGGUUAGGGUGCAUGUUUUAUUAUAUCGGCAUUGCCAACCAAAAAAAUAAACUUUUUUGUACCCACAGUCAGCGAUAUAGUGAUCAAGGUUUGAUAAUUAUUUUAUUAAGGCGGAAAAUUAUCUAAUUACUUCUCCCGCUCGUGUGAGGCGGGAGAGAGUGUCAGACUCUUACUGACUAAAAACCACCCAGUUCCUAUUCCUGCUCUUCGAGUCGGAACCCCGGGUAACGGUCA